AUGGCAGCGGAGUCCGAGAGGUCGCCUUACCCCAAUGGUCACUCUGGUGGAUCCAGAGUGGCCCAAAACGAUGAGGCUGCAUCAACUGCAUCCCGGCGGUCUGCCAGCGGAAGUGACAUGAAAGAACUGCCACGUUCAACCUUUAACCCUCAGACUCAAGCCACCAUUACAUCUCAGUUGCCUAAAUUAUCACCUGGCUUCUCCGCUCCCCCUUCCGCCACGAAUUCGACCUUCUCCUCCCGCGAGUCCUCUCCGGUUCGAUCCGCACAUCGCCCCAGCAACUCGACUUCAAAAUCCCGUGUCUCCUCCCGGUCACGCAAAGGCAGUCAGGAUCGCAGUCCCGUACGAUCCAAUACCACAAGUCAACCUGCUGGAACGGGUGCCCCUCCAUCCGCGUCCGCUGUACAAAAGGCGCCGCCCAAGCCUAUUGUUCUCAACCCUACUCCCAAUGUCGAACCGUCGGCCGAUGUACUCAACCCGGAAAAGCCUACCAUGCCUCUAUGGGCCGCCUCUCGACGACCGGAGCAAGAGACUCAUCUUGCCAAUACUUCCAGCAAACGAUCGAUCCUCCUGCCCCCCGAUGACCCUGCGAUAAAGCCCGACCGGAGCGCUCCCCGCGCCGUGAACAGAAACAAUGGACCCGUUUCUGCCCUCGAGACUGUUCAGGAAAUGGCCAGCGACCAGUCGACUCCGUCCACGGACACGAUCUUGAAUCAACCUUUCCCGGAAGAGCCUCGACUGCAGAUAAUCGACGAAGAUCCGACCACCCCGAAAGGCCCCAAGCCGAAUGUCGAAAGUGGCAGCGAGAGUGGAGGGAAUAAAAGCUCGGAGCAUGUUGGUGAGAGCCGCCGGCGUGCUUCGUCGGGACCUAAAGGAUCAGAGACUAUCAUGCCGAAACGCUCAACCACGUCGCUGAGUGGCGCUCGCAACAAGCCGGCAGAUGGAUCCGUUCGCAAUAUGAUUGUCGAGACCGAGACGGUCAGCUCCAUUCCUCAAGUCUCCUUGGGCGUUGUGACCGGCGAUCGAGGCGGCUCCGGCCGUGUCGACCCCGGUACUCUGCGCAUGAAACCCAGCACAGAGACGAUUCGUCCGAAGAAGGAGAAGAAAAGGGCUCGCAAGCCUGCCGCUCUCUCAAGUGGCGCUGCGUCUUCCAAGGCUGACAUUUUUGAAGCCAAGGUCGCCAGCGCCGUGGAUGAGGCCGAUGUGUCCGACUCGGAUGAAACCUUUGUCUACGAGUCCAACCCUCCGGAUCCAUAUCCUGCCCGACAGCCCCGAUAUCACUCGCGGACCCCCAGUACAACUUCCAUGGCUAGCCAGGUCGAUCAAUUAGCCGGUCGUAGCCGUGCUGCAGGCCUGCGAGACGGCAACCAUAGCGUAACGGGGAAGCGAAGCAUGAAAUUCACCAACAAUGCUUACGCUGGUAGCGCCGAUGGGGAUGCCGGUGAAGAAAGCGGUCGCAGUCACUCUAGAGUCGAUGCCAGCGGAUCACAUACUCCCCGCCAUCACCAUAUUGGGCGAUACGGACGCAACAACAUCUACCCGUCCCUCUUCGAUCAUGAGUCGUCGCCGUUUUCCCAACAUCACGGUCAUGUCAAAUCUCCUCGCCACUUCAUGGGGAGUGGGAUGCGGCAGACACGCCACCCCAGCUCCCGAGGAGUUCCCAACUAUCGUACUAUCUCCAACUCGAAAAAGGCGGGUGAAAUCUACGGAUACGACUUCGAUGCGGAAGGUGCCGACGACGAACGGACUCCUCUGGUAGGGUCUCCCCGUUUGGCGCGGAGCCGCCAUGGUAACCGACGACCCAACAGCGCGAGUCUGCGACAGAUGGAGUACAUGCAGCAACGCCAGCGCAACUGGUUCUCGCGAUACGGUGCCUGCGUUGUCAUUGGUCUUUUGCUAUUAGUUGUCAUUGGAGGCGCCACCUCGUUUAUCGUUGCCAUCACUAAGCCGCUCCUAGACGUCGAGGUCCUUGCCAUUCAGAACGUGCUCGCAUCGGAGCAGGAAAUCAUGCUAGACCUCAACGUGCAAGCAGUAAAUCCGAACCUCUUCCCCGUGGCAAUCGACGACGUGGACAUCAACAUCUUCGCCAAAAGCCGAUUUGUGGGUACGGACAAAUUCUGGCGCGAUCAUGGUUCCGACGGCAGUCAAUUUCCGCGGAUCGAGGAGAGCAAGAAACGGUCAGAAUUGGCACGUCUGGCACGUUGCUCAGGUAGCGGUGCGGCGGAUUGUCUGGUGAAUGAGACUCGCUCGGACGAUCCAGUCAUGCACACUCGCGAUGGCGUUGACAAGGGAACGGAUCCUAUACCAAGCGAUCCCGCUGGCGAUCCUCAGACGAUGCUGCUCGGUCGUGUAUUCCGCUUCGACUCUCCUCUGACAUUUGAAGCGUCACCGUGGAAUCAUUCGCCGUCCGUUUCUCAAGGGCAAAUCCGCCUUGCUCGACCCGGAAACAAGACCGAAGAAGGCGGCACGGAACGAUGGGAGCGGGUUCUGCAGCAUCAGUUUGAUUUGAUCGUUCGCGGUGUUGUCAAAUAUCAGCUGCCUUUGAGUUCCCGACUCCAUUCGGCCUCGGUCAGUUCCAGCGUCAAAGUAACACCGGACAGCAACGGCAAUGAUCCUGAGGAUGGCGAUAAUCCGAACCCUUCUCCUGGUGGGAACGAAACUGCCAGUAUCUCCACAACGAGACUGUAUCGCCGAGACCUCCCAAGGCCUCGUCGACUGGAGAUCCGACAAUCAGCGAUAGAGUCUGUACGAGCACGGCUUGGGAUGGCUGGACGAGCUUUUACGGCUUGA
Molecule: messenger RNA, 2790 nt
Organism: Aspergillus melleus
Lineage: Eukaryota; Fungi; Ascomycota; Eurotiomycetes; Eurotiales; Aspergillaceae
Gene: VAC7
Product: putative phospholipid metabolism enzyme regulator
Exons: 1
Coding region: 1-2790 (929 amino acids)
Biological process (GO): vacuole inheritance; positive regulation of phosphatidylinositol biosynthetic process; protein localization to vacuolar membrane
Cellular component (GO): fungal-type vacuole membrane; PAS complex
Source: RefSeq, a predicted model, not a curated record